Molecule: messenger RNA, 888 nt
Organism: Gymnogyps californianus (California condor)
Lineage: Eukaryota; Metazoa; Chordata; Aves; Accipitriformes; Cathartidae
Gene: NKX3-2
Product: NK3 homeobox 2
Exons: 2
Coding region: 1-888 (295 amino acids)
Biological process (GO): cell differentiation; regulation of transcription by RNA polymerase II
Cellular component (GO): nucleus
Molecular function (GO): DNA-binding transcription factor activity, RNA polymerase II-specific; RNA polymerase II cis-regulatory region sequence-specific DNA binding
Source: RefSeq, a predicted model, not a curated record
AUGGCCGUCCGCGGCGGCAACGCCCUGACGCCUUUCUCCAUCCAGGCCAUCCUCAACAAGAAGGAGGAGCGCGCCCGCCACGCGGCGGGGCGGCCGCCGCCCCCGGGGGCGGCCGGCGGAUGGCGGCUGUGCGGCGCCGCCGAGGGCCCGCCGCUCCCCUCGCCCGCCGCCGCCGCCCGCGCCCCAGCGCCGCGGACGCCGGUGGGCUGGGACUCGGACUCUGCGCUCAGCGAGGACCCCGAGGGCGAGCGGCGCUCCGAGGAGGAGGGCGCCGGUGGCAGCGCCCGCCCCGCCGAAGCCGCGGGCGGGGGGCGGCCGGCGGCGGCGGCGGCAGAGGAGGCGCAGCCCCCGGAGACGGCGGAGCGGGACGCCGCCGGCCUCAGUGACAGCGAGAUGUCGGCCGCCGUCUCAGAUCGCAGCCCCCCGGAGGAGGAGGACGGAGCGGGCAAGUGCGGGAAUCUGCUGCCGGGGGAGGAGGAGGCGGCGGCGCCGAAGCCGCGGAAGAAGCGCUCCCGCGCAGCCUUUUCCCACGCGCAGGUCUUCGAGCUGGAGCGGCGCUUCAACCACCAGCGGUACCUGUCGGGGCCCGAGCGGGCCGACCUGGCCGCCUCGCUGAAGCUCACCGAGACGCAGGUGAAGAUCUGGUUCCAGAACCGGCGCUACAAGACCAAGCGGCGGCAGAUGGCCGCCGACCUCCUGGCCGCCGCCCCCGCCGCCAAGAAGGUGGCCGUCAAGGUGCUGGUGCGCGACGACCAGAGACAGUACCACCCCGGCGAGGUGCUGCGGCCGCCCUCGCUGCUCUCCCUCCAGCCCUCCUACUACUACCCCUACUACUGCCUGCCCGGGUGGGCUCUGUCCACCUGCGCCGCAGCCGCUGGCACCCAGUGA